Molecule: messenger RNA, 1654 nt
Organism: Gastrolobium bilobum
Lineage: Eukaryota; Viridiplantae; Streptophyta; Magnoliopsida; Fabales; Fabaceae
Product: 26S proteasome non-ATPase regulatory subunit 4 homolog
Exons: 10
Coding region: 124-1341 (405 amino acids)
Biological process (GO): proteasome-mediated ubiquitin-dependent protein catabolic process
Cellular component (GO): nucleus; cytosol; proteasome regulatory particle, base subcomplex
Molecular function (GO): polyubiquitin modification-dependent protein binding
Source: RefSeq, a predicted model, not a curated record
CACAGGACUCACAGCAGAUAAAAAACCCCUAGAGUUCACUACAUACGGGUUCCAGAACGAGGUUCCUUCUCUCUCUUUCUCAAACUCGAUCUUUCGUUUCGUUUAGCUUCUGAAUCUGCAACGAUGGUGCUUGAGGCGACAAUGAUUUGUAUUGACAAUUCUGAAUGGAUGCGUAACGGCGAUUACGCUCCUUCUCGAUUUCAAGCUCAAGCAGACGCUGUCAAUCUCAUUUGCGGUGCUAAAACCCAGUCUAAUCCGGAAAAUACAGUGGGAGUUCUCACAAUGGCUGGGAAGGGCGUUCGUGUUUUGGUCACCCCUACCAGUGAUCUGGGCAAGAUCUUAGCUUGCAUGCAUGGACUAGAAAUAGGUGGUGAGAUGAACCUAGCUGCUGGCAUUCAGGUGGCACAAUUGGCUCUUAAGCAUCGGCAAAACAAAAAGCAGCAGCAAAGGAUUAUUGUCUUUUCUGGAAGUCCUGUCAAGCAUGAAAAGAAAAUGUUGGAGAUGAUAGGGAGAAAGUUGAAAAAGAAUAGUGUAGCACUUGAUAUUGUCAAUUUUGGUGAAGAAGAUGAAGGAAAGACAGAGAAGCUUGAAGCACUCCUUGCAGCUGUUAACAAUAAUGAUACCAGCCACAUUGUUCAUGUCCCAUCUGGUCCAAAUGCUCUUUCUGAUGUACUUAUAAGUACACCAAUUUUUACUGGUGAUGGGGAAGGUGGAAGUGGUUUUGCCGCUGCUGCAGCUGCAGCUGCAGCUGGUGGUGUAUCUGGAUUUGAUUUUGGUGUGGAUCCAAACUUGGAUCCUGAAUUGGCUCUUGCUCUAAGAGUUUCAAUGGAAGAGGAGAGAGCCAGGCAGGAAGCAGCAGCAAAAAAAGCUGCAGAGGAUGCUGCCAAACAAGAGAAAGGAGGUGAGCAGCAAGCCAGCUCACAAGAUGCAACAAUGACUGAGCGUGCCAGUGCAGGAACUUCUGAAGCUGAGAAUAAGACAAAUGAUUUGACGGAUGAUGAGACUGCCCUACUACAGCAGGCACUUGCAAUGUCAAUGGAUGAUCCUGCCGUUAGCCAUGAUGUAAAAGAUACCGAUAUGUCAGAAGCAUCUACGGAUGAUCCUGAGUUGGCUCUUGCUCUCCAAUUGUCAGUAGCAGAUAGUACAAAAGACCAACCAAGCCAAUCAGACAUGAGUAAAUUGUUGGAAGAUCAAUCCUUUGUAUCUUCUAUCCUUGCAUCACUUCCUGGGGUUGACCCGAAUGACCCUUCUGUCAAAGAUUUGCUGGCCUCCAUGCAAAGGCAGUCCGAGCCUCAGCAGAAGAACGAAGACAAGCCAUCAGAUGAGGAGGAGAAGAAAUAAUCUUUUAAGAGUCACUUUGCACUGUCUGGUUUUAUUUUGCUCCUUUCGAGAGACAUUGGUAGCAUUUUAGAUGGCUGUUCUAAUCGGCGAACUAUGUUCGCGUGUUCCAAUCAUUGGAGUCUCCAUAGCUGAUGGGAACGGAUUGCAUAUCUCUGGGUUGAGUCUCGGAUGGUUUUUUUUUAUUUUUAUUAAAAAUGCUCUCGAUUGUCACGCCGUAUUGUUGGUCAAGGUUGUGCUUAUCAUGUAACGAGGGCUUUAAAGGACUUGGUUUAUGUUAAAGAAAGUUAACCAUUUAAAUAUAUUUCAAUGACUU